Messenger RNA from Orycteropus afer afer, 987 nucleotides. It is a transcript of the gene ARRDC5, whose product is annotated as arrestin domain containing 5. Gene Ontology annotation, cellular component: cytoplasm. The transcript is spliced from 5 exons. Lineage: Eukaryota; Metazoa; Chordata; Mammalia; Tubulidentata; Orycteropodidae. Bases 1 to 987 code for a protein of 328 amino acids. The record is from RefSeq and is a predicted model, not a curated record. Gene Ontology annotation, biological process: protein transport.
AUGUCUGUGGUGAAGUCGAUUGAAUUAGUCCUGCCCAAGGAUGCCAUCUACCUGGCCGGCUCCAGCCUAAAAGGGCAGGUGAUUUUAAUCCUCAACAGCACCCUGGUAGACCCCAUAGUGAAGGUGGAGCUCGUGGGAAGAGGUUACGUGGAGUGGAAUGAAGAAACUGGGGCGUCCCGCGAUUAUAGCAGAGAUGUGAUCUGCAACAACAAGGCAGACUACAUGCAUAAGACAAAGACAUUUCCAGUAGAGGGUAAGGUCAAGGCCGGCAGCCAUCCCUAUGGUACUAGACAACCAAGACAAACUGAUUGGCUGAUCACAUCAGAUCACCUCAUGGGGAAUGAUUUCAUCAUCACAUGGAACCCUCUGUUGGUCGAGGCUAAGAAGAGGGUGUCUUAUAACUGCUGCAGCCAUGGCACCGUCCACCUGCAAAUCUAUAUGGAGAAGAACAUCUUUACGCCAGGAGACAGAGUCAUUUUCACAACCGAGAUCAACAACCAGACCAGCAAGUGCAUCAAGACAGUCCUCUUCGCCCUUUACGCCCAUGUGCAAUACGAGGGCUUCACGCCCAAGACUGAGCAGCGGACGUGCAGAGACUGCAGUGAGCUGCUACGGCAGGAGGCCCACACCCACAUCACACCCUUCAAUACCACCAAGGUCGUCAAUACCUUCCACCUGCCCCUGGUCCUGUCGGUAAGCAGUAGCAGCCGCCAGCAAGACAGCGAGAUCAUGAGAACACAGUACGAGCUGGUCAUCACUGUCCACCUGCCCUGGUCCCUGACCACUGUCAAAGCCAAGGUUCCCAUCAUCAUCACCAGUCACCCUGUUGAGAGGCACAGGCUUUUCACGGGCUGGUUUUCAGAAACUCAGUGGGCCACGGCAGCGAGCGUUGGAGACACUUCCUGUGCGGUGGCUGGCGGCACCUACCGCGCCAGGUGGGCCAACGGGAGAAUGCAGCUGGGGCCACCCCACUUCCUGCCCUUGUAG